Messenger RNA from Daphnia carinata, 1683 nucleotides. RefSeq names its product Bardet-Biedl syndrome 1 protein-like (gene BBS1). Gene Ontology annotation, molecular function: smoothened binding; patched binding. Gene Ontology annotation, biological process: protein localization to cilium; non-motile cilium assembly. The coding region runs from base 57 to 1631 and encodes 524 amino acids. The record is from RefSeq and is a predicted model, not a curated record. The transcript has 7 exons. Gene Ontology annotation, cellular component: axoneme; BBSome; centrosome. Lineage: Eukaryota; Metazoa; Arthropoda; Branchiopoda; Diplostraca; Daphniidae.
CAACAACAGCAGUUUAGAGUCAAUGUUUCGUUUUCAUCCACAGAGAAAUUUGUCAAAUGUCAAGAAAUCAACUAUGGCUGGACGCCUGUCGAAAUUCAUCCGUCAAUUUGAAAUCGGAAUGCGGUGUUGUGCUACUGGAUGUGGAAGAUUUAGCAAAAGAUGGAAUUAAUCGUCUCCUAGCAUUGUUGGUUGGCUACGAGCUCAGUCAUCUCAAAAUAUUUAAUGGGACUGAUUUACAAUGCGAAAUCACUUUGCCCGAAAUGGCUGUCGCCAUUUGUACGUUCAACAUUGAUGGAUCUCCCCCAGGCAUUGCUGUUGGAGCUGGCUCAUCCUUGUACAUCUAUAAAAAUUUCAAACCGUAUUACAAGUAUAACAUACCUCAUGGGGGACCCAAUUACACGGAACAGGUGGAAAUCACUCAACUAGCUGCUUUAUCACGCUCUACACCAGAUGUUUCAUGUUCAUCAUUGCUGUUAGUAGGCACUGGACACAAUUCACUCUUGAUUAUCGAUCCUCAAACGUUCAACGCCAUCAGUAGAAUAGAACUUGCGGAUGUACCAACGUCUAUCAAAAGCAGCGGGUACUAUGACAUGGAAGCUAUUAUAUUGGUCGGCACACCGGACGCGGGCGUCUUCAUACUGCGCUCCGAUCAGAAGCCUUUACAACCCAAACCGUUUUUACCCCCUAGAUCACCGAUAGUGGAAAUAGCGUUUAAUGGAACUACAAUUGCCAUCGCUACCAGUGAUUACACUAUUAGAUAUUACACAUUGCAGGGACAAGAGUUACGCAAAAUUGUCGUUGACACUUUUAUAUUGGCAAUUGCGUGGAUCCAACCGACGAAUCAGGAUCUUUGCCUUUUGGCUGUAUCACUUUCAAAUGGACAAGUUCAUUUCUAUAGGCAAGGUAUUCUUAUAGAGCAGUUGCAUUUCAAAACGUCUAUCGUCUCGAUGACAUUUGGACGAUAUGGAAGGGAAGACGGUACUUUAGUUAUGGUUUCCAAAGAUGGUGAGCUGUUUGUGAAAAUUCUUAAUCGUGGGUAUAAAAUGGCCCAGCAAACCGACUUGAAUGUUAGCAGUAAACCAUCAAUCUCCAUUUGCAAGAGAAAAGCUCUUGGGCCAGCAAAAACGAAGCUAUUUGUUGAUCAGACGAUGCGGGAGAAAGAAGAUCCAGCUAAAAUGUAUCAGCUCUUUCAAGAAGGAAUGUGCCGCUUACAUCUAAGAGCUUUACGCGAGUGGUUGAAUUUUUCAUCGAGUGCAAAAGCUGAUGUAGAACAGCUCGCACCUGUACCUGAAGAAAGCCGUUGCCUACACCUUGUUGCAAAAUUAUUAGGUACUGGAUCUCGCUUUAUGUUGCAUCUCUUACUGCAGAAUAUCAGCGAUCAAGUGAUUGAUAGCCUUACAGUCAUGCUGCAAAUCACUGAUGGCAAACUUGUACUCGAACGAUCUUCUGCAAAGAUUUCGUUAAUGCUGCCCGCGGCUCAGCAUUGGAUCAAAAUUAAUGUCAAAGAUCCCACAAAUCAGGGAGGUGAAGUUUCUGUGAUUGUAAGGAAAGAGGCGGAGCCCGAUUUUGAGCUCACUAUCUGGGGAUCUAUUGUGUGUACUGCUAAAAUCAAUAUUUCACCAACCAUAUGAAUGGAUUUCCAGUUCAUGAUUAAAGAACGUGGUAAGUAUUUUUCAACAGGUA